This is a messenger RNA of Juglans regia (Persian walnut), 2358 nucleotides long. RefSeq lists its product as uncharacterized. Gene Ontology annotation, cellular component: plasma membrane. NCBI's taxonomy places the organism in Eukaryota, Viridiplantae, Streptophyta, Magnoliopsida, Fagales, Juglandaceae. Bases 1 to 2358 code for a protein of 785 amino acids. Gene Ontology annotation, biological process: transmembrane transport. The transcript is spliced from 3 exons. The record is from RefSeq and is a predicted model, not a curated record. Gene Ontology annotation, molecular function: transmembrane transporter activity.
AUGUACGGUCCUGCCUUCCUCCAAAGCCAGAUAGCCUUCCCAGCAUUUUCCUAUGUGACCGUAAUCCUGAUCAUUAAUACAACGUCUGAUGCAACACUAGGCGAUGCAUUGCGUGGCUGCUGGCUCGCGCUCUUCGCCACGGUCCAGAGUGUUGGUCCGGGCGCUAUCUUGUGCUUGCGGGUGAUAGAACCGGCCAGGUUCUCGAGCGUGACCACUGCUCUGGCGGUGGCGCUUGGCUCGUUUGUGGUGGCAUUGCCCGAGUCCACUCACUUGGUAGCAAAGCGGAUAGGAUUGGGUCAGGUUGUGAUUGUGUACGUAGUAGCUUUCAUCAAUGGCGCGCACACUGACCCCGUCAUGCACCCUCUCCAUGUGGCAGCAAGUACGGCUGUUGGACUAGUCUUGGCUUGUGUUCUUGCCUUGUUGCUUCCCUACCCAAUGGCUAGCCUUAUGCAGGUGAAACAGAACAGCAAGCUACUCGCUGAGAAAGUUUCAGAGACGCUAAAGUUAUUUGUGGGAGCAUUCUGUGCGGAGGACAGCGCAUCCGCGCUUGUAUCGAUCUCUCGAGCCAAGUCCUUGGCUGGAACAGGAACCGAACUUCUUUCAAGUAUCAAAAGGCACCAAGAAAGCAUGCAGUGGGAGGGAGUUUCUGUAACAAAGCUUCAACACUGGCCGGCCUUAAAGGCAGGAGAGCACAGAUGGCAAGAUAUAAUGACACCGUUUAGAGGGAUGGAAAUGGCUUUAACAAGAAACUCUUCAUAUCCAGCUAGAAUAAUGGAUGGAGAGCUGAAAGAUGGUUUGCUUCGAUUUGAGGAGCUCUUGUGUCUUUUUAUCAAAGAAUCCAAGAGCUCUUUGCCUUGUGAUCCACCUACUGUUCCCGAGUCCAAUGCAGAAGAUAUAAUGAAGUCCCUCCAAGCUGCCCUUCAAACCAUUCCAACAGCCCACCAAGAUUUACCCUCCUAUUUCUUCUUAUUUUGCAUGAAACUCCUUCACUGCAAUUUAUUGGCCAAACCAUCUGCUUCCAAACAAGGCAACACAGUUCAGAAAGAUGAAAACUCUAGUACUGAUGCAUGUCACAUGAAUGGGAUCUCCUUACAUGGGGUCUGGAGCAAUUUGCCCAUGAAGGUAAGUUGGAAUAGGCUAAUGCCAGCAUUCAAAUGCUCACUUUCCCUGGGCCUUGCAGUCCUAUUUGGGUUGCUCUAUAACAAGGAAAAUGGGUACUGGUCAGGACUCUCUGUAGCGAUCAGUCUUGCAUCAGCCAGGGAGGCAACAUUCAAAGUUGCCAACGUUAAAGCUCAGGGGACUGUCUUGGGUUGCGUGUAUGGAUUACUGGGUUGCUCACUUCAUGGAAAAUUCUUGCCAAUAAUAUUCUUAUCUCUUCUCCCUUGGUUCAUUUUCACGAGCUUUCUACAGCGUAGCCGGAUGUAUGGUCAGGCGGGAGGAAUUUCUGCAGUUAUCGGGGCAGUAAUCAUCCUGGGCAGGAAGAAUUUUGGUCCUCCAAGUCAAUUUGCAAUGGCAAGAAUUACUGAAACCUUCAUUGGAUUGUCAUGUUCAAUAAUGGUCGAACUACUCUUGCAGCCUACUAGAGCUUCAACCACGGCGAGAACUCAACUCUCUAAAUGUCUUGGGACAUUGCACGCCUGUAUCGCCUCAGUAAGCCUUGGAUGCAACAUAUCCGAAUUGGAAGAGAACCAAAAGAGGCUUAAAAUCCAAGUAAGCGAGCUUGGGAAGAUCAUUACGGAAGCUGAUGUGGAACCCAAUUUCUGGUUUUUACCUUUUCAUAGUGCCUGCUACAUUAAGAUAUUCGAGUCUUUAUCAAAAAUGGGUGAUAUCCUGCUUUUUAGUGCUCAUGCGGUGGGAUUCCUUGAGCAAGCAUCACAAGGAUCAGUUGCGGAAUAUUCCUGGAAAGAGCAUGUCAAUAAGCUAGAAGAUCAUGAUGACCUUAAACUCUUCAAGGAAAUGGUUUGCUCUUCAAUAAAAUGUUAUGAACGAGUCACUUCGAUGAAAUCCCUCACAGUACUCGAAAAGGAGCUUGCUAAGAAUUAUUAUAAGGUUUCUUGUGAUCUCGAGUUGGGAAAAUCAAGAAGAAAUUAUUACCCAAACAUGAUUAUCAUGGAAUCAAAUUUAGAUGAACAUGCGAUGGAGAAGAAUAUAAUAAUAGAUUUAUAUCUCCAACAUUCAAAAGAACUUCUGGACAAAAUUCAGGUUGAAAGUAGUGAUCACGACGAGCUCAAGUACUACUCCCAAAGGGUUCUAAGCUUCACUGCCCUAGGAUUUUGCAUCAGCAGUUUUAUGAGAGAGUCCGCUGAGAUUGGAAUGGAAAUCAAAGAACUCGUUCAAUGGGAAAAUCCUUCUAGCUAG